ACUCCACUUCAAAAAAAUGGAAGCACUAAAUCUAGUACAUCUCCCACUCAUAUAUGCUCUCUACAUUUUCACAAAACACCUUCUCCACAAGCUCCAAAACCUCCCCCCUUCCCCCCUCCUCUCCUUCCCCCUCCUCGGCCACCUCCCUCUCCUCAAAAAGCCCCUCUACCGCUCCCUCGCCGCCCUCUCCGCCCGCCACGGCCCCGUCAUCCUCCUCCACUUUGGCUCCCGCCGCGUCCUCGUCGUCUCCUCCCCCUCCGCCGCCGAGGACUGCCUCUCCAAAAACGACGUCGUCUUCGCCAACCGCCCCAAACUCCUCGCCGGAAAACACAUCGGCUACGACUACACCUCCCUCGCGUGGACCUCGUACGGAGACCACUGGCGGAACCUCCGCAAGGUCUCCUCCAUCGAGGUCCUGUCCGCCCACCGCCUGCAGCUCCUGCACGGCAUCCGAGCGGACGAGGUCCGGACCAUGGUCCGGGCCUCGUCCCGAGCCUCUGCAGAGCAGAGGCUCGUGGACAUGAAGGCGACUUUUUUUGAAUUGACGAUGAAUGUGAUGAUGAGGAUGAUCGCGGGGAAGAGGUAUUACGGGGAGAACGUGGAGGAGGUGGAGGAGGCGCGGCGGUUCAGGGAGAUCGUGACGGAGACGCUGCGGCUGGCGACGUCGCAUUUGGGGGAUUUUGUGCCGGCGGCGAGGUGGCUGGGGGUGGGAGGGGUGGAGAAGGGGUUGGUGGAGCUGCAGAGGAAGAGGAAUGUGUUUAUGCAGGAGCUGGUGGAGGGGAGGAAGAGGCAGUUUAGGAGCUACGGCGGCGGAGAAGGGGAGGAAGGGAGGAUGAAGACGAUGAUUGAGAUGUUGCUAGCGUUGCAGGAGAAGGAGCCUGAGUAUUACACAGAUGCCAUCAUAAGAAGCCUAAUGCUGGUGAUGCUAAUCGCCGGCACCGACACAUCCGCCGGAACGAUGGAAUGGGCCCUCUCUCUCCUCCUCAACCACCCCUACGCCCUCCGCAAAGCCCAAGCCGAGAUCGACGACCGUGUCGGCCACGACCGCCUACUCGACGAGGCCGACAUCGCCGAUCUCCCGUACCUCCGGUGCAUCAUCAACGAGACGCUCCGCAUGUUCCCGGCCGGCCCACUGCUGAUCCCCCACGAAUCAUCCGGCGAGUGCGUUGUCGGCGGGUACCGCGUCCCCGCUGGCACGAUGCUGCUGGUGAACGCGUGGGCCAUGCACAAUGACCCCCAGAACUGGGACGAGCCCCGCGAGUUUCGGCCGGAGCGGUUCGAGAAGCUCGACGGCUACCGGGACGGAUUCCGGCUGAUGCCGUUCGGGGCCGGGAGGCGCGGCUGCCCUGGCGAGCCCCUCGCCGUGCGUAUGGUGGCGCUCGGGUUGGGCACGCUUAUUCAGUGCUUUGAUUGGGAGAGGCCCGGGAAGGAGCUGGUCGAUAUGACCGAGGGUGCCGGGUUGUCGAUGCCGAGGGCGACGCCAUUGAUGGCGUAUUGCAAAGCCCGGCCUGUAGCGGCCGGACUUCUGGCUAGUAUUUAAAAAGGAAUGUUGGGAAUAAUAAUAUAUGUAGCACUUAAAGAUGAAACACAUUUUAAUUGAUAAAUUUUAGUAUUAAUAGGUCGAGAGUUCAAGUCAUCUAAAGUGAGUAAGGGUAUAUAUGUAUGCAAUUUGCCGAUUUUCCAUUUAGUUUAUGUAUUUAUGUGUGAUUAUUUAUUUUUA
This is a messenger RNA of Salvia hispanica, 1720 nucleotides long. Its product is annotated as cytochrome P450 81Q32-like. Gene Ontology annotation, molecular function: oxidoreductase activity, acting on paired donors, with incorporation or reduction of molecular oxygen; iron ion binding; monooxygenase activity. The record is from RefSeq and is a predicted model, not a curated record. Lineage: Eukaryota; Viridiplantae; Streptophyta; Magnoliopsida; Lamiales; Lamiaceae.